This is a messenger RNA of Wasmannia auropunctata (little fire ant), 3086 nucleotides long. Its product is annotated as lariat debranching enzyme-like. NCBI's taxonomy places the organism in Eukaryota, Metazoa, Arthropoda, Insecta, Hymenoptera, Formicidae. Gene Ontology annotation, biological process: mRNA splicing, via spliceosome. The transcript has 8 exons. Gene Ontology annotation, cellular component: nucleus. The record is from RefSeq and is a predicted model, not a curated record. Gene Ontology annotation, molecular function: RNA lariat debranching enzyme activity. The coding region runs from base 185 to 2308 and encodes 707 amino acids.
UUGCAUCGGGUCGCGGAGUUUUCCGCGGUUGUAUUCUAUGUGAGAGGUUAAAUAUUAUGUGCCGAUAUAUGUGUAACGAGAUUGUUUACAGGCGUUACAGAUGAUUCUGCCCAGCCGUACGUUCGUAGGAAAACGUAUAUAAAUUAUUGAUAUAAUCGUAGAUAUUGAUCUUAUAAUUUUGAAAAUGAGGAUCGCUGUAGAGGGUUGCGCUCACGGCGAACUGGACAUUAUUUACGAGACGAUACAGGAGAUCGAAAAGAUUGAUGGUAGGAAGAUAGAUCUGCUUAUUUGCUGCGGCGAUUUUCAGGCUACCAGAAAUUUAAGUGAUCUAAAAUGUAUGGCAGUGUCGGACAAGUACAAGGACAUGUGUACAUUUUACAAAUAUUAUUCUGGUGAAAAAGAAGCUCCUGUAUUAACUAUCUUCAUCGGAGGCAAUCAUGAAGCGUCGAAUUAUCUGCAGGAACUGCCGUACGGAGGCUGGGUCGCGCCUAACAUCUAUUAUCUUGGAUACGCAGGUGUAGUGCAGGUGGCUGGAAUCAGAAUUGCAGGUCUUUCGGGCAUAUACAAGAGUCAUCAUUGGAUGCAGGGACAUUAUGAAAAGCCUCCUUAUACUGACAAUACUAUACGAAGUGUCUAUCAUAUCAGGAAUCUAGAAGUGUUCAGAUUAAAGCAGCUUUCUGGCAAAAUUGAUAUUUUUUUGUCACACGACUGGCCGGCAGGAGUAACAAAAUAUGGGGAUGAAGACACAUUAUUGAGACGAAAACCAUUUUUUAAGGAUGACAUAGACAGUAAUGCGCUCGGUAGCCCGCCGUGUAUGGAGCUGCUGGAACGUCUUUAUCCGUCCUACUGGUUCUCCGCGCAUUUGCACUGCAAGUUCGCGGCGCUCGUUCCCGAGAAGGGUGGCGCGCGAGUGACCAAGUUUUUGGCGCUGGACAAAUGUCUGCCGAAACGGAGGUUCCUUCAGGUGCUGGAGGUGCGCUCGCAGGAGGACGGCCCGAUACAAUUGAACUACGAUCUGGAAUGGUUAACGAUCCUCUACUUGACGAACCAUCUGUUGAGCGUCAAGAGCAGCAUCCACUACAUGCCCGGUCAGUACGGCGCCGGCAGGUGGACGUACAAGCCCACGGCGGAGGAGAAGCAGACCGUGCUCGAGAAGUUCGGCUCCGUCCUGCGGAUUCCUCUCAACUUCAUCCGCACCGUCAAACCGUACGACCCGUGCGACACGAGCGCGCCGAUCGAGCGACCGCGACUGCUGAUAAACGAUCAGACCACCCAAUUCUGUCGGACGCUGGGUAUCGACGACCCGUCCGCCCUGCUGCAGAUCAUCGCGAGCACCACUGCGAGGGACAGCAGUAGGUCGAGCGAAGUGUCGAUGGAGACGUCCGGCGAGUACACGUCGGAAUCCAUGGAGAUCUCGUUCGAGGAGGAGAGCGUGUUCAGCUCCACCUUUGAGGAGAAUUCGGGGGAGUUGUCGAACAAGUACUUCGUCGACAGCUCGCCGACGAAUUUGUCCCCUAAGAACGAUGGCGACGACUCGGACAACGGGGACACGAGUAAGAGCACCUUGGACGGGACUGCCAAUAGCACGACCACGUUCGCAGAUUCCACUUCGAUGGACGACAGUAACGAACAACAAACCGGUUGUAUCCAAACCGAACCAAACUGCAAAAAGUUCAAACGCCGGAAUUAUUCUUUAUACUCUAGCACGUUUCUGUGCUCCGAACGACGACUCCGUGCCGACUCUCCGAUCUCACCGUCAUCUCAAUCUCAACCGUCGUCGAGUGUCCUGAACGCGGCAAAAAAAAUGGACAAGUUGACUAUCAUCUCGGGGAUAUUGUUCCUGCUCGCGGAUAUCUCCGCCAUAAUCAGCAUCGCCAUGCCGGACUGGAUCAUUACCGACGUUGGCGGCGACACAAGACUGGGUCUCAUGUGGUCGUGCAUGACCUUGUACAACAGACCGCAGGUCUGUUUCAAAUCGGAGCUGGAGUCGGAAUGGAUGAUGGCACUGGUCUGCAUAUUUAUUGGUUGCAUUCUGAUUACGGCAACCAUAAUACUACUGGUGAUCUCGCACUGGGACCGCACCGUCAUUCCCUUCGCACGCUGGGUAGGAUUCGGCGCCAUGGUGCUGUUCUGUCACGCGGCAGUUAUAUUUCCAAUGGGAUUCCACAUUGACGAGAUUGGUGGGCAACCGUAUCAAUUGCCUAAUUCGCAUCAAGUUGGGAUCGCUUAUAUCUUGUUUGUCCUAGCUCUAUGGAUCACAGUGAUCUCCGAGCUCUUUGCAGGCAAAGUUUGUCUACCACAUUUUUAGCAUCGUCCCGUAAUAAAAAUAUUUGUUGAUUACCUUCUAUUGACGAUUACACUGAUAUUAGUAAGUUUAGUUUAUAUUAAUGAUCUGUAGAAUUAUUUUUACCUUACAAUAAUAAUUUUAUAAAGCUUUAACGGGAAGGUAGCACUAAAUUCUGCUAUAUAUUAAGUAGAUUAAGAUCAACAUUGAUCAAUUAUGUAGCCAAAAUUAAUUUUUAGUAUUUAAUGAAUCAUCUAUAAAAUGAUAGUUGUACAGAUAAAGGAAUCUAAGAUUAUUACAAGAUAAUAUUGUCUAUCCGUUAAGGAUGUAUGAAUAAUCUACGAGCGAUGUGUGUCGAUAUUCGACAUUUUAGAUUUUUUCUAACAGUGUAUAACAAUAUGUUAGUAAAACCAUAAUUGUUAGUUUUCAAAAAAAUACUCGAAGGAAAACUGGAAUAAAACUCAAUACACAUAUUUGAAAUAUAUAUAUGUAUAUAUGUAUAUAUAUUUCUUAAUCAUAAUUAAAUUUUAACAUAUGUACAGUUUUACUUUAUGUUAUAAACUUCAAAUAUUUAUUUACAAAAACCGGAAAUAAAUGAGAGGUAUAAUGCGUAAGUUAUAAUUAGAAUUCAAAACUUAGAAUAUUUCUUAAGUCUUAUCUAUAUUAUACAAACGUACAUGCUAGAUAUAAUGGAUGUGUAUAUAUAUAUAUAUAUUGUACGAGAUUAAGAAAACUAAAACUUGUAUAAUUCUGAUUUUUCGAAAUGUUAUUUAACAAUAAAAAAACUUGUGCCGCAAACAAA